Ilex paraguariensis (yerba mate) is the source of this 567-nucleotide messenger RNA. NCBI's taxonomy places the organism in Eukaryota, Viridiplantae, Streptophyta, Magnoliopsida, Aquifoliales, Aquifoliaceae. The record is from the annotation of a GenBank genome assembly.
CUCAAGAUAGAAGGUUUGAAUGUGUGCAUUGUGUAUGCACUUCUUGAACGCGACAGAAGUUGGAUUCUGGAUGAUACUCAGCUUGAAAUCAAUAACGAGACUACGGGUCUGAAGUGGAUCUAUGAACCACUCUGCUAUGGAAUUCCAAAAGCCAAUGAAGAUAUGUUAUUUUUAAGCCAUUGGAAGUUGGGGAAGGAGUUGAAAGGUGGCAGUAAAAUAAAUGUUUCAGUGGACAUGGCGAAAUCUUUUGAGGUCAAGCAAUGUGGUGUCCAUAUUGUGUACAGUAAUCUGGAAGAGGAGAAUAAUGAAACACCAACUGAAGAAGACAAAACACCAACUGAAGAAGACAUGAUCAAGAUCAAGCCAAGCAUUUAUUCUACUUAUCAGACUUUUUUUGAAGGAGAUUUAUCAGCAUAUCAGAUGAGCACAGGAGCUUUCCUCUUUAGCAAUCAUGAAUGCUUCUUGGAUCAGCGUCGCUCGGGUGAUGAAUGGGUUCAUAACGACUUAAUGGAAAUUACAUGGCUCACUGAUGAUGAAGAAGAACUAGAAGAUGAGGAGGAUGACUAG